Molecule: messenger RNA, 2153 nt
Organism: Coregonus clupeaformis (lake whitefish)
Lineage: Eukaryota; Metazoa; Chordata; Actinopteri; Salmoniformes; Salmonidae
Product: protein mono-ADP-ribosyltransferase TIPARP-like
Exons: 6
Coding region: 1-1638 (545 amino acids)
Molecular function (GO): metal ion binding
Source: RefSeq, a predicted model, not a curated record
AUGACAGACCUUUCAUCAAACAAAGGGAGGAAGAGGGGGCCUACAACCGUGAUCACAGAGGCCUCGCCAAAAUCUGCCAAGGUCAGCUUCCUCACUCCUUCUCUACUGGUCAUGGAGGUCCCUUCUGACACCAACACCAGUCUGCCAGUGUGGGACGCCAUGCACUCCCAACAGGUGGACGUCGUCUGGACUGUGACACCAUACAGUAUCAAUGUCCGCAUCACGCCUCUCCAAGUCAGGGCAGACUACUACACCCUCUUUCCUCAACCUGGAGCGGUCACCAUCUCGCCUCACAAGCCCCAGAAUAUGGCACCAGGCCCAGUCAAAACCACCUCUCUCAUCCUCCCCCUGCCUGUCAUCAUCACCCAGCCCCAGCCUGUCCACCAGCCUACCACCCCAGCCCAAACCCAAGCCACUAGCACUAAUCAGUCCCCUGGUCCAUCCAAGACAGCAGUCAGUCUGCCCUUCCACACAAACACCUCAGGCGACAUCCAGAUCUGCGACCACUUUCUCACUUACUUCUGCUGGAUGGGGAGCAAGUGCAAGCAGCACCACACGCCAUACCCCUUCCACUGGCAGCUGUGGUGCGUCAACAGUCACCAGUGGGUAGACUUCACCCCGCACGCCCAGGUUAAACUAGAGAGGGUCUACUGCAAUGUAAACCGGGAGGAGAUUGGAGUCAAGGAAGGCACGGAUGUGUUCACUCUGCACUUUAACACCAUGACAUUGAUGGACGGGGAGAAAUACGACCAGGUCAGAAGACUCCAGAACACCACCGACCCAACCAAGAACCCUCACCUCUACACCAGGUGGUGUUUCUUCUGGUGGAAUAACCUCAGCUGGACAAAGUACAAAGAUGAUGUGUCCAAGAUCCUUCUGGACAAGAUGGAUGCUGGGAAGCUGGAGUGUCGUUUCCACAUCUUAGAGGUGGAAUACAAGGUGGACUUAUUCAGUAUGAUCCAGACCAACGUCACCACAGGGUUUCAGCGGGCCAUCCGAUGCAGACCCUACUACCGUUCCCUUAAGUCUCUGAGAACACAUUUGAGUUACGCGUCCAUGUUUUGUUUUAACCUUCAGGUGGUUGAUUGGUUCAGGACAGGUAUCCUGCUGGAUUGUCUGGCCGGCACAUCCACUGAGCCUUCCCCGGCUAACUUCAGUGUAGACCCCCUGGAGGAGUUCAGCACCUGGUACCCCCCAGUGUGGACCCCUAGCCCCACCCCAGACCAGGACUACAGCAUGGUGGAGGUGCCAGCCAGCACCCAGGCCUUCCAGAAGAUCCACAGCCUCUUCCACAAGACCCUGUUAGAGACCCGGGUGGAGAUAGUCAGCAUCCACCAGAUCCAGAACGUCCUCCACUGGGACAAGUUCCAAAGGUACAAGGAGCACAUGCAGAAGCGCGGCGACACAAAGGAGGACGAGGCUCUGGAGAGGCACCUGUUUCACGGGACCGUCAGGGACUUCAUUGAGGACACUGCCACAACAACUUCGACCCACGCGUCUCCGGAGUCAACGGGUUCACGUACGGCUACGGCUCCUACUUCGCCGGCGACGCCUCCUACUCCAACACAUUCGCUGCGGUGUCACCUGACGCCGGGGUGCGUCACAUGUUCCUGGCCAAGGUGCUGGUGGGAAAGGUGAGCGUGAGCAAGCGCACAUACCGCCGGCUGCCACCCGUCAGAUCCACGAAGGAGGACUACAACCUGUACGACACCUGUGUGGACCAGCUGGUCAACCCCACCAUCUUUGUAGUUUUUGACCGGUGCCAGUGCUACCCCUACUACCUGAUCAAAUACAAAGAUCUGCUAGAGGUGAUGGACAUCAAUGAGUAGGUUUGCCCUGGGGGUGCUAGUGUUGCUGCCUGUGACUGUAACUGUUGUUGUUCACUGGAUGUUCAUUCCACACCAGACCGUACUGCAGCACCUUGCAUUAAGGAGAAAUACAGCAUUAAGAAUAGAUCAGUCAAAACUGUAUCAAACAAAAUGUUUAUCUGUAUCCAGUCCAAAGGGUAAUGUUCAAAGCCUUCCAAAGACUUGGAGUGUUUUUAGAAUAGAUGUGUUUUAUAAAGCUUUACGAUUACGGUUUUUACAGUAAGAUAGUUUGUACAACGUCCCAUUUUAAAAUGGAAUUCUAAAUGUAACACUAAAACAAGUUUG